Messenger RNA from Bombus pyrosoma, 4907 nucleotides. It is a transcript of the gene CARPB, whose product is annotated as carbonic anhydrase-related protein 10. NCBI's taxonomy places the organism in Eukaryota, Metazoa, Arthropoda, Insecta, Hymenoptera, Apidae. Gene Ontology annotation, molecular function: zinc ion binding; carbonate dehydratase activity. The record is from RefSeq and is a predicted model, not a curated record. The coding region runs from base 399 to 1190 and encodes 263 amino acids. The transcript is spliced from 8 exons.
GGAGAAGGAGGAACGUAUACACUGGUCUCGUAGGGCAGUCGUUCCUCCUUCGUCGUUCCUUCGCAAAGGUGCAGACCGCUUUUAACGAGAUUAUUUCGCACGAGAGGGAAAAAAAGAAUUCGAAGUCGACUCGCGACCGUCUCAACGAUCGUUCCGACUCUCGUUCAGGAGAUACAUCGGUGUCUUGGCUCGUCCGGUUGGAUACUAGCGGGAUCGCGUAUCGUACGGUGUCGCUGCUCCCUCGUAUUAGCAGUGCAAGUGGUGUGCCGGUGGCUAAGCGAGAGGAGCAGGCGGAAGAAAGGAGGAGGAAGCUACGAGACGAUCCUCGUCCUUUUCGUCAUCGUGCGCGGAAUCGAGCCGAAUGAUGCCCAAUUGACGAAGACCGCGCAGUCCUAGGAAUGGCCCCAUUCAGUUCCGUCUUCCUGGGCGUCUGGGGAGUGUUCGUGAUCGUCCUGAUACAAGAAUCUAGGCCCGUCAGCUGGGAGGAAUGGUGGACCUAUGACGGUAUUUCCGGUCCCGGCUUCUGGGGUCUCAUCAAUCCGGAUUGGUGGCUGUGCCACAAGGGCAGACGGCAAUCGCCGGUGAAUCUGGAGCCAUCCAGGCUGCUCUUCGAUCCGAACCUGCAACCUCUGCACGUGGACAAGCACAGAGUUGGUGGUGUGUUGGCAAACACUGGCCACAGCGUGGUGUUCGCUGUGGACAACGACACGCGUCAUCCUGUGAAUAUCUCGGGCGGUCCAUUGAGUUAUCGGUACCAGUUCCACGAGAUCCAUCUGCAUUUUGGAUUAGACGAUCGAACCGGUAGCGAGCACACUGUGGAUGGACACGCGUUUCCAGCUGAGUUGCAGAUAUUCGGCUUCAACUCGCAACUGUACAACAACUUCUCGGACGCGUUGCAGCGAGCGCAGGGGAUCGUGGCGGUGUCCCUUCUCCUCCAGGUUGGAGACCUUUCGAACCCGGAGCUACGAAUAUUCACCGAGCAGCUGGAUAAGAUCAGAUACGGAGGCCAGGCGAUGGAGAUUAAACGUUUCGUGGUACGAGAACUGCUGCCGGACACGAAAUAUUACAUGACGUACGACGGCUCCAUCACGAUGCCGGCCUGCCACGAGACCACCACGUGGAUCAUCCUGAACAAGCCGAUAUACAUCACAAAGCAGCAGCAAGAAGAAACGCCUCUUAAAUUACGUUGAAACAGUAGCCGAACACCCUGUGGAAUAUCAAAAUUUGUGCACGAAAAUACCGAGAUAUAUUUAUUCUAAAAUUGAUCUAAUUAUUCUAAACUAUUAAUGUAAUUAUUCUAGAAAUACGACAUAAACCUAGCGAUUUUAAUCAUCGAGAUAUUCUAUUACUUUCAUUAUGAAACGUAUUUCAAAUAGCACUGAAUAUUUUGGUUUUAAAUGUUAAAUAAAAAAUAUUGCGAAAUAUGCGUUGAUAAGCUUCCGGUACGUCACGGUGAUUAUGAGGGUGUCAUGAGACUCCAGAUGCUUAUGCAAAUUCAUGUCUUUUAUAUAUCAAUAUAACUGAAAGAAUGGAAUCCGCAAAAACGUUAGAAUAAUCGCAGGCAUUUACACAACAAUUAAAAAAAUAUGAUAAAAUUUGACGCUCGAGAACCGCAUACGAUAACAUCAAAUUUAAGCUACUGGCCUAAUCCUUUUUCACCUUGAUUACGUUUUCUAUCCCGGAAAUCUUCUUGAAUAUAUAACAACAAAAAUAUCAAGAGAAUAAAAAGAGAAGAAUGCACACAAACAAUACACACUCCCAAGCCAUUGUACGGCUGUAGAUAAAAGGAAAAGAUAUGACAACUCAUAACUUCGUGUAAUAAUAACAAAUUUAAUCUGCCGUCCCUUCGACCAAUCCCACACCCUCGUAAAAGCUAAAUACUGAAAAAGAAACCGCGAAAACAAAGGAAAAACCAUAGAAAAAAUGCAAUCAAUAUUCGAUCGUUUAACCGUAAAUAAAAAUCAAAGCUAGAAUGAAAAAAAGAAGGGACUGAAGUAGGACGAUGGAAAAACUGGAUGUCGAAAGUUUCGUGGCGAAACUAAUUUAUUCGCGGCGAUAUCGAGGAGAGGACGAUCGCGCGUUGAUCGAUGAUUUAACAGCCACUUUUCGCGGGAUGAUUUACGUAUCCACAGAAGGUGGCGGCGAUGCAUUUUAAUAAAUUUAUCGGGGACAGCGCCGGUGGCGUGCGAGGAAUUAUACUUGCUAAAACAGAGGGCCGAGAUUACGUGGCUAGUAUUUUUCGGGGCAAGUUACCCAGGGGGCGACAUCAAAGGGAUGCAAAAUAACCGGGCACACAAACAAACGACACACGUACAGGGAAGAACCCACAUGCACGCAGCGUAUUGCUCGUUACACCGAAAAAAAUUCAACCAGGAAAACCACCGGUGCACACGGUGUAUCGAAUAUUCUAGUAAGCUUAUCCCGGCCUCGUGGCCCUCCAUUAGAGCGAAAAGAGCGUCCCGUGAUGUCGACGCGUCGAUUAUUAGCCCACUUUUUCCAGCUCACAUUUUCGAGCCUGAUAUUUCUAACGAGGUGACAUCGCCCGGAAUAUUUUCAUUGCUCCCCGUACAGAUGUACACAUUCAUAUAUUAUAUAUACAUAAUUAUAAUACGUAGCAAUAAAUUUAAUAAUUGUGAAGCUUAAUAUAUAUUUACUUCUUAUUAAUUGAAAUAAACCUUAAUUUAGAUGAAAAUCCUAACGAAUACACAGUACGAUAAAAUCUCCUUUGUGUAAUAGGGAAACAAAAAUGUUAUUACGAUGGAAUUUUUGGAUAAUGGGAUAAUCACCUUUCUGAUACGAAAUUUUAUUUAUUCACGUACAGAUUGGUGUUAAUCGAUAGUUUCUUUAUAUAUUUAUGGAUCCCAUAUUUUUUUAGGAUUUAUAAUAUGUAAUUUAACAUAUAAUUUUACUGCACGUAGUUACAUUCUUUUCGUACUUCGAGCCAUCGAAGUCCUUUUCCGAAUGCCACGAAUACUCAAUCGAAUAAAGGAAAGAAUACAUUCUAUAUGAACACUAAUAAAAUACGUACAUACUCGAAACGCGAAAAGGCAUUUGUUCCUGGGAAAUAUUAUAUGUUUGGAUGAUAGAACAUUCGGAUAAUAUUAAUAUUAUUGUUAUAGAACGUUCGAAUAUUAAGGUAUUCGGAUAAGGGGAGCUCUACUGUGUUAAAAGUAUCAGAUUGUCCGAAAAGUCUGUUUCGUUUUAUAAGGUGAUAAUAGAUGCGCAACACACCGUUUGUUUUAUAUCAUUUUAUUGAGUUACAUAUGCUCCAUUUGUAUCAGAUUGUCCCAAAAGUUUCUUUCAAUUUUUAAGGUGAUAAUAGAUGCGCAACACACCGUUUCUUUUAUAUUAUUUUAUUGAGUUAUAUAUGCUCCAUUUAGUUCUAUUACUACGAAAAGGAUCAUGCAUAAUUCGAUAUAUACAACUUAAUACAUAGCGAUAGAAAUAUUCUUGCGGAUAUUUCAUAGAAUAAGGCCGAACGAGGAGAGCACGUAUAGGGAAAAUUUGUUCAAAAUGAAUACCUUGACAACAUAUUUCAAGGUCGUCGAAAUCGGUGAGGCGUGCCCCAUUAUAAAUAAUUAUCAUCAAACUUGGUAUUUUAUAUUUCAGUAAAACGAACUCUAAAAGUUCGUAAUUGGGUAUGAAUUUUAACAAACUUUUUUAUUAAACUAAUUGCAAUUUUCUCCGACUGGAUAAUCAAACGAGGUUAAACAGGAGUUUGAAAUAUGGGAUGGACGAGCAGGUGUUGUAAUGAAAUAUUCCUGUCGAAAGUCAAAGAGCUGAUACGUAUAACUGCUGUUGUAUAGCACAGGCAUCGAGAACCUUAACUUUCAAGCUAUUAAGCUGUUAGGAGGGAAAGGUCGUCUCGAAAGAGCAGAAUGCAAAAGCGAUAAGAACAAGAACUACGAUCGUCGGCGUUGUAGUUUCUCAAAAUUGAUAAAUCGAUAAAUCAAUAUCUAUAAUAGGCGUUCUGUAGUAGGUGCUAGUAGCUUGUUGGCUCACGGAGACUGUUUGGGCCAUUAAGCCAUUAUAAAAUGCAAAGACGAUAAAGAACAGGGUGUCGUAUUUACUUCAUUUUCGCCAGCCGAUAAUUCGUACAAAAUUAAUCGGAUUAGUUCGCACUCUACUUUUAUUAAAAAGGUUAAUGGAACGUUAUUAUUUCAAGCGUGUUACUUGAGGCGCAACAUUCCUGAAAUUUCGAUUCUGUCGCAGAUUCUUUAAUAAUUUAUUAAACACGUUAAUGUACAAUAUUAUCGUUUUAGCGAAACUUUCAUCGAUUUUCUGUUACUCUUAUUGAAAAUUUCUGCUUUUUCAUUAACAGAUCGUAUUAAUUUAAUCGAAUAAAAACGUACCCUUUGAUACAUUGCAAUAAUAUUCUGCAGGAAGUAUACCAAAAUUUUGUUAUUCUUUAUAUUCGUUAAAGAUUUUAACUCUUAAAAGCGAAACAUCAAAGACGAAACCUGUGUUAGUUCAAAAUUACAAUCUCCUCUCAUUUCAAUUGAAAGUAUUUUACUGUUAAAAAUCAAACAAAUCAUCUGCACGGCAUCUAUUAAAAUGCUUAACUUUCAAAGUAUUCGUGGGAACGAUCGAAACAUCGAAAGUUUAAAAUUACGAUCCCAACCUCAUAUUUCAAUCUUCCGUUUUUUCGAUAAAAUAAUCCAAUUGAAAGUAACUCGAUGGACAAAAAAAGAAUCAAACACAUCAAUCUCCGUCGUUGAAAAAAAAAUCAAACGAAUCAAUCUGCACGAUCGCCGUUAAAAACCUCAACUUUCAAAGCUUUCAGGUUAUUAAUCUUUCACUCGAGCAAAAAGCAAAGAAAAAAAAAAAAAAAGAAAGAAAGAAUACAAAGCCUGGAAAAAGAAGAAAGCAAAGACGCGAGGGGAUAAAACAAGGAAAGUGAUAUUGAC